GCUAAAAAUAAGCCUCUUGUAGCAUGGAACAAUGUUUGUAGGCCCAAAACAAAAGGAGGGCUUGGAGUGAUCAAUCUCAGGAAUCAUAACUCAGCUCUCUUUCUUAAACACUUGGAUAAAUUUUAUAAUCAAAAGGACCUUCUAUGGGUUAAGUUGAUCUGGAAUACACAUUACAGAAGUUCUAUCCCUCAUGUUUCUAUCAGUGUUGAUUCUUUUUGGUGGAAGGAUUUUCUCAAGUUAUGUGAUUUAUUCAGAGGAAUUGCUUCUUGCACAGUAGGCAGUGAUACAACAGUUCUUUUCUGGAGUGAUGUAUGGAAUGGACACCUCCUUCAAGAUCUUUGUCCAAGACUUUUUUCAUUUGCAAAGAACAAGAAAAUCUCAGUCAAGGGGUUUCUUAGUAACAACAUCAUUCAAGAGCAGUUCCACAUUCCUCUAUCUGAGCAAGCUUAUAUAUAAUAUCACAGUUUUUUACAAGAAAAGAUAAAUGGUAUUCAAAUUCAAACUUCUGAAAAGGACAAAUGGAAUUACAUUUGGGGUUCUAACAGAUAUUCUUCUAAGAGGUUUUACAAUAAUCCUUUUCAAGAAUCUUCAGUCGCUGCUUAUUCCUUGGAUUUCUAAAUCCAAAUGCUCCAAUAAACUCAGUGUGUUUAUCUGGCUGUUUUCGAUGGAUAGACUUAAUACGAGAGUUAUUCUCAAAAGGAAAAAUUUCAAGGUCAACAAUAAUAAUUACAGCUGUGUUCUUUGUGAUCUUCAAACUGAGGAAACUGAUUUUCAUCUCUUCUUUGCAUGUCCUUUUAGUAAAAGAUGUUGGGAAUCCAUUUUUCUUCACUGGGAUCACAAUCUCCCCUUCUUUGACAUGGUACGGCAAGCUAAGCUAGAUUUUUCUCAGCUCUUCUUCAUGGAAGCCUUCAUCAUUGCUGUUUGGCAAAUUUGGAAGCAACGAAAUGGCUUUAUCUUUCAGAAUCAAAGACCAGGCCUCUCUUCUUGGAAGAUAGGUUUCUUGGAAGAGUCACAUCUGCAAUCUCAUAGAUUCAAGGACUCUAUUAGAGUUCUAUUGUGGGAUUGGAGAAGUUCAAAACAGCUUGCAUGCUUAGAGGAAUCCCACAUGGAUGACGUGACACAAGUCAAAUUUGCCCCAAAUCAACAGAGUAAGCUCAUUUCUGCGGCAGUUGAUGGAUUAGUAUGUGUCUUUGACACUGAUGGUGACAUUGAUGAGGACAGUCAUCUGCUAUCUGUUAUGAAUGCAGAAACAUCUGUUGCCAAAGUGGGGUUUUUUGGAAAUAUGUAUCAGAAGCUUUGGUGUCUAACCCAUAUUGAGACAUUAAGUACCUGGGACUGGAAUGAUGGGACUAGAGAAUUGAGUAUAGAGGAUGCUCGUUCCUUGGCCACUGAUAGGUGGAACCUUGACCACGUUGACUAUUUUGUUGACUGUCACUACUCUCUGUCCGAUGACCAGCUAUGGUUGAUUGGCGGCACAACUGCAGGAACAUUAGGUUACUUCCCUGUAAGAAACGAUCCUGUGGGAGCAAUAGGUUCAGCGGAAGCUAUUCUAGAAGGGGGCCAUACGGGAGUUGUUCGGACCGUGUUUCCAGCAGCAAGCACCCAUCAGAGCCUUGGGCAAAAUAGGGGCAUCUUUGGAUGGACUGGAGGUGAAGAUGGUCGUUUAUGUUGCUGGCGCUCCGACGAAAUUGCAGAGAUAAACAAAUCUUGGAUCUCUAAUUCGCUAGUGUCGAGGCUGCAAAAGAGAACCAAAAGUCGACAUCAGCCCUACUAGCUGCUAAGAUUCCUUGGUUAGUUAACAAAUCCAUGUGUGAUUGCUAGUCAUUGGAAAGGGCAAGCCCUCUAUGUGCUGCAAGCAUGUUAAUCUUUAUUCCUCUUAAAUUUAGGUCGUGAUGGACAUGUCCCUGCAGCACAUUGUAGUGCAGUUUUGGCUUUAGCUACUGUUUGAGAAUGCCACCAUAGGUGCAACUGGUAGGUCCUCUAGUGUUGUUUCUCCAACUAUUGUCUAAUCUACCAGAUAUUAUGAAAAAACAGAGUAUUUUAACUUUGGUGCUCGGUAGCUUCAUCUGAACUAUGAAUUGAGCAGAUGAUGAUAUGUCCAUUUUGACUAGCUCGACAAGACAUUGAAAACUUUAUCCACAGGACAUGCCUGUUUUGGAAUACAUGUUUCCCCAAUUCAGUUGCGCUCUUCAA
Phragmites australis (common reed) is the source of this 2193-nucleotide messenger RNA. Its product is annotated as WD repeat-containing protein GTS1-like. The record is from RefSeq and is a predicted model, not a curated record. The transcript is spliced from 6 exons. Gene Ontology annotation, molecular function: protein binding. Bases 485 to 1774 code for a protein of 429 amino acids. Lineage: Eukaryota; Viridiplantae; Streptophyta; Magnoliopsida; Poales; Poaceae.